UUUGCUGGAGGUGUCCGGGUUCGCACGAGGGUGGGAAGAACGAUACGGAGGAAGAGAAGGGAAGCAAUCGCUAGCAACGUCUGGGUUUCGCUCUUGGUCUUUUGGAGAAACAGGUCCGUCCGGCUUCUGAAGUCACUGCUUCCAAGCAAACAAAGUAGGAGAAGCAAAGCAGCAGGCUGGUCCUCUUGAUCUGAAACUGAGUCCGUGAGAAUCAUGCUGCAUACAAAAGUAAAAAUAGAAAAGCCAGAUUUAGAGACAGCCAAUGCUCGGAACCGCCUUGAAGCUGUGUUGCAGUGUCUGCUGGAAAAGACCGAUGUCGAUCGGGAGCAGAUGGAAGAGGACUCCGGGAAGACCCAGUCGGACGGGCUCACCAAGGACUCUUCUCCUACUGCCACUGGAAAGAGGCCCUCCACCCGGUUCCCCCAUCACCGUCGCAAGAAGAGGAAGGAGACGGAAGACGGACUCACCGAGGGCGGACAGCAGAAGCAGAACACCUAUGUCAUCAAGCUUUUCGACCGGAGUGUGGACCUGGCGCAGUUCUCCGAGAGCACCCCGCUCUACCCGAUCUGUCGGGCCUGGAUGCGGAACAGCCCCAUGGUGCGGGAGCAGGAGCGAUCUCCGAGCCCUCAUCUGCCCUCCCUGCCAGAGGACGAAGAGGGGUCUGAGGGACUGAACGGGAAGAGCCAGGAUGUGUACAAGCUGCCGCCUCCGACUUCCUGCCAGACAAACGCCACAGGGGAGCCGGUGAACCUGCGCAUCCCGUCCCCGCUGGAGCCCGAGAAGGAGGCGAAAGCGGCUGUUGAACCGGCUCCAGAACCCGUGCCGUCCAUGUCCAGCCUCAUCUACAAGAACAUGGAACGGUGGAAGAAGAUCCGGCAGAGGUGGAAAGAGGCUUCGCACAAGAACCAGUUGCGCUAUGCUGAGAGCAUGAAGAUCCUGAAAGAGAUGUACGAGCGGCAGUGAGAGGCAUGGGGCUUCAAUUGACCGCUGACAUCCUGUUUGUAGCCCUCUAGUUCUCUGAGUCUCGUGCGCUCCAAGAGUCCUCUGCCUUGUGGGUUGCUGUUACUGCUGAUGGUUUUGUGUAGCAAUAAAUGCUGUAUUUGGAAUAUA
Elgaria multicarinata webbii is the source of this 1110-nucleotide messenger RNA. It is a transcript of the gene LIN37, whose product is annotated as lin-37 DREAM MuvB core complex component. The transcript is spliced from 10 exons. Gene Ontology annotation, biological process: negative regulation of transcription by RNA polymerase II. Bases 214 to 963 code for a protein of 249 amino acids. Gene Ontology annotation, cellular component: transcription repressor complex; Myb complex. The record is from RefSeq and is a predicted model, not a curated record. Lineage: Eukaryota; Metazoa; Chordata; Lepidosauria; Squamata; Anguidae.